This is a messenger RNA of Epinephelus fuscoguttatus (brown-marbled grouper), 2510 nucleotides long. RefSeq names its product U-box domain containing 5 (gene ubox5). The coding region runs from base 115 to 2001 and encodes 628 amino acids. Gene Ontology annotation, cellular component: nucleus. The transcript has 7 exons. The record is from RefSeq and is a predicted model, not a curated record. Gene Ontology annotation, molecular function: ubiquitin protein ligase binding; ubiquitin-ubiquitin ligase activity. Gene Ontology annotation, biological process: protein polyubiquitination. Lineage: Eukaryota; Metazoa; Chordata; Actinopteri; Perciformes; Serranidae.
CUAUGUUAGCUAAUGGCUAAUAGAUGCUAGCCACCUCCUGAAGUUGCCCAGAGGAGCCAAAUAAGUAAAAACCACACAGGCAAGUUUGUCAGCAACCAAGAAACGUUGGAGGAGAUGGUUGUUAAUCUCUGUCUGCCACCCUUUUGUACAACAGUUCAUUGUAACAAGCUGUGUGCAGAUGGCUAUGAUGUCACAAACCUCGUGUCAGCCGACCCAGCUCUCCGGAGGCGGGGCUUCAAGCUUGAAUACUUUUUACGUCCACCUGUACAGGUGACGUUGAAGUUUGGCUUCCAGGUGGAGCUGUGCAGGGUGGAUGUGGAGCUGUGGCCCUGGGGUAUGGACAAGGGACAGGCCUGCAAGAGACUGGAGAUCAGCACCAGCUCUGAUUCGCUUCCUUCCCAGAAUUUUGCCCAAGGCGAGGAACGGGUUCAGCAGGUAAAGGACCAGAAACAGAGCAGAGAAAAACAACAAGAGCAGGACAGUAAAUCACACCAGAGUAAUGGCCACCAGUGGAGACUUCAGGCCCAGCAGUGGGGUGAAGAAGCUCCAGAUGAGCCUCAGCAAAGAGGCCAUGCGUUUAAGCAUCAAUCAAACACUGAAUCCAGUAACCCUGAACCAGAGUUUAAACUGGUAGGUCGUUGCGAACUUAGGGAGGAAACUCAAGUCUGUUUCACACGUUCAAAUUUUCGCCCCCGGCCCCCAUUCCUCUCCACACCACCCCCACAACCUACGAACUGUCAGCAAGAGGAGCUAUGGAGUCGGGGUCUGCUCUCAUUAGGUGCUGUGACACAGCUUCGUGUGACUGUGCCGUUUGGCGGUGCAGCGUCUGCUAUGGGGCUCAAGACUUUGGCUGUGUGGGGACAACCUGCUCGCUGCUGCCCAUCAGAAGAAGUGGAGAGAAUUAAAAGAAUCUACGAGACCAGUAAAAGACAGCUGCCAAGACCCAGGUUGUUUGGCCCUUCGGUCAGCCAGACAAAAUCACCACUGCAAGCGGCCACACCUUCAAGUGAUCUUUCCAUCCCAGAGGAGUUCCUUGACCCGAUAACCCAGGAGGUCAUGAUGCUGCCAAUGCUGCUGCCCAGCGGUGUGUCAGUGGACAACACCACCCUGGAGGAGCACCAGAAGAGGGAAGCAACUUGGGGUCGACCCCCAAACGAUCCCUUCACUGGCGUCCCGUUUACUUCAACCUCACAGCCUCUUCCUAACCCCCAGCUGAAAAGCCGCAUCGACCACUUCCUCCUGCAGAACGGGAUGAUGAGGAGGGACGGGAUGUUGGGGAGACAAAGGGAGGGAGAGAAUCCACAGGCCUCAAGACUGAUAGCCUCCAAAGUAGAUGGACAGUCCCAGUACUCUCUAUGUCUCAGUGAAAGCUCAAUAAACAAUACAGAAAUGGAAGACACUGGAUUAAGACGUUCAUCAAAUAAUGGCAAUCACGCAUUUAACUCCCAGCCUCUUACUACAGAGAGAAAAUCAGAUUUAGGGAGGAGAAAUAAACGAGAUCUAAGUGGAAUUUCCGAAGAAUCAACAGAAGAUUUGACAGCUGAGAAGCAACUACUACCUCCAACAAAAAGACCAAGAAAUGAUGCAGUUUCAGACCCGAGCUGCAGCUCUCAUGAGCAGCGUUUGUCUGCCAGUCUGGAUGAGGCCCUCUUCUCUGCCCUGCAGGGCCGACCGUCCUUUACCUCAAACUUGUCUCAGCAGAGACGGGUUGGUCCUGACUCAGAAACACUGAACACCUCACAGUGCGGUCAGACUGCGGGCACUUCAAGCAUUCCAACAGGUGAGAAGACGUGCUCCGCAUGUUCCCGUUCAGUUUCCGUCUACUCCAAAUCUGCAUCAUCCAUCUACCGUCUAACCUGUGGUCACUUGCUCUGCCAUUCCUGCCUGCAGAGGGAGUCACAAACACUGAACUCUGUCACUGUAUCAACAUCCAAUCACAUCUUGUGUCCAGCCUGUCAAAGCCCUUCCCCACGCAGUGACAUCAUAUGUGUGCAUCACUGACAGCUGCUGUGACAAGGCAAACCUACACCUUCAAAGGCUAGUGAAGAAAUGAGGAGGAUUGAUCUCAAGGUGACGACAGGAUUGUAAUCCAGAUGUGGCUUUUUAGCAUCAGGACCAUGUUGAAAUCAAAAUGGGGAAACAAAAAGAACAACUGAUUUUGAAAUUGUACACUUAACCCAAAUAGUGAACACAGCAACUGCAGGAAGUUUGUGUAAAACAAGUAAUGUGGAUUAUGAGCAGAUUAUUUCCUCUAAAUCUUGUUUUCCUAAUAAUUUUUGGGACCUUAAUAUACGAUUCUCUGCAUAUCUAUGUCUGUAUUGUGUAUUUUUUUUUUUCACUUAUUUGUAAUAGUCAUACAUACUUAAUAAGCUACUUUUUGACAACUUCAGUGUCUUCUUCUCCCUGAUGCUUGGCCAUUGUUCUAUCAGCCCUUUGGUUGGUUUUACCGUGUACUUUCCUAAUGCAGGACGAGACUGUUUAGCUCUGUGAAUACAGCCUGUGUCCAGGUC